AUGGCUAAUCAGGUCUGGAAUACCCACUUCUCAAGUGCCCUUGCGUUUUGCCCCGGGCGCUUAAAAAAAAACAAAAACUCUAGUCAAACAACACCCUUUAUUUUUGGUUUUUCAACCACAAAAACAAAAAAAAGGACAGAUCAUUUUACACGAACAAUAAUCACAUUGGACGAGUUAAAACAAAGCACGUGGCAGCUGCACAUUCGCGCAUAUGCAGGGACUCAAAGAAGAAAAGGAAGAUUGAAGGUGAAAGAAGAAGAAAAAACAAGCAAUUUUGGACGUUACUUGGCUUUACUUGAGAUCGCCGAGAAACUAUUUCCAAACGUAAACACUCAAAUUUUUCAAUUCCUCAUAUUUCCUUUACAUUUUGAUCUUUUGUCUCCCCUGUCUCUGUCAAUCCUCCGGAGUUAUGGCCUGCCACGUGGUGCGCUCAGGGUUCACGAUUUUUACGUUUUUCGUCUAGUCUCGAUGACCUCCCCCCCCCUGGCUUUCCCUUUCAUUGGCCGCUGCACCGCCCAUCGCUCUUUGCUUUUCUUUUCUUUUCUUUUCUUUUAUUUUUUAUUUUCCGGCUAA
Messenger RNA from Lachancea sp. 'fantastica', 573 nucleotides. The record is from the annotation of a GenBank genome assembly. NCBI's taxonomy places the organism in Eukaryota, Fungi, Ascomycota, Saccharomycetes, Saccharomycetales, Saccharomycetaceae.